AUGUCUGUUAGAACUCUCCCCCUGGUUUUCAUUAAUCUUGGUGGAGAGAUGCUUUACAUACUGGACCAACGCCUACAAGCUCUCAACACGUCUGAGGACAAUUCAGAGAAAGUUAUGAAUGACAUUGUUGGGACCAUGUUUAGUAAAGACUUUAUGGAUGAACUUAUCAAACCUCAGCAGCUGUAUUCUCACAGAACACUGAAAACAGUGCUAACUCGGUUAGCGCAUGCCUCCAUCAUGAGGCUGAACCCGGCCAGCAUGGACAGGCUUUACGAACUGAUGGUCAUGGCUUUCAAAUAUCAGGUCUUCCUUUGUCCACGGCCUAAAGACUUGCUGCUCAUCACGUACAAUCACAUAGAUACCAUCAGGGAAUAUGUUAAACACACUCCUGUGGUUGUGAACCAAGUGGACGAGACACAUAGGAAGAUCAUUGAGGUAUACUCAUCUUUACCAGAAGGUGAAUUCCAGCUUCUCAGACAAACACUGCUCAUAUUUUUUCAAGACAUGCAUGUUCGAGUGUCUCUUUUCCUCAAAAAUCAAAUCCAAAAUCCUAACGGACGUUUUGCCCUGUCAACAUCAGGCCCAGUGCCUCAUGGGAUAGAUGUUCCAGGGCUUAUUAGGAUGUUUGACAGAAAGGGCAGAGAAGUGAGACGAUGUGAGUUCCCCACAGGAGGAAGUUACAGCAGCCCUGUCAGAGAGGGAUGCUUUGAACUGCAUGGAGACAGAGUAAUCAGACUGGGCAUGAACAUGUACACAAUUAACCAUCCAGAGGAGACACACACAUCCAAGGCUCCCUCUCUGUUAAUGUCUAAACAGCUGGCAACAAAAACGGAUGACACUCCGAACCUGCUGGCCAAAGAGGAGCUGAACCUGCUGGCUCGUCUGAUGGGCAGCAUGAAGGCCGAGAACAUGCCUGAAACUGGCUUUUGGAUCAACCUGUUUACUACAGACCAAGAGGAGGAGGAGGAGGCAGCUUCAGAUGGAGCUGAGGAGUCCUUGUUUGGAGUGAUAAAUAUUCAAGCGAUGCAGGAUGAGCAGGUUGCGACUGAGCUGGCUCGAAUUGCCGGACAGUUUGCAGAAGGAGAAGAGACGCCUGGAAAUCUGAGCAGCAGCAAAGGAGACGACCUGCUGGCCAUGAUGGACGACCUCUGACCUGAUGUGUGGUUUCAAUUAAUGUUUCCAUUUUACUGCCUAAUUCUUUAUCUACACUUGGUUGUUUAACAUUGAAGCAGAUUAGAGAGCACAAU
This is a messenger RNA of Cottoperca gobio, 1247 nucleotides long. RefSeq names its product organic solute carrier partner 1a (gene oscp1a). Gene Ontology annotation, cellular component: cytoplasm; plasma membrane. The coding region runs from base 1 to 1152 and encodes 383 amino acids. The transcript has 11 exons. The record is from RefSeq and is a predicted model, not a curated record. Lineage: Eukaryota; Metazoa; Chordata; Actinopteri; Perciformes; Bovichtidae. Gene Ontology annotation, biological process: transport.